CAUGUCCAGAACAAAAACGCUCCAACAUCAAGGUUGUCAACAUUUCUUUCAACCCAGAUGUCCUCUCCAUAUUUUCAGAAAUUUCACUUACUCUUCCCAACUACGUGCCACGUCCAAGCUAACCUUUUCUCUUUAAACACAACAACAAGAAGAUUGUUGUAUUACUUGCACAAACUUACAACAACAAUUUGAGCAACAAAUAAUUACUUUACAAAGAAAAAAUAAAAUAAAAAGAUCAUAUUACUAUGUCGUGGGGAGGACCUAAUAUAGAUAAAGGUGAUGUAAAAAUUGAUCCAAGCAACAAGGGUGGCGAUGGUGAUCAAUCUUGGAGAAAAACGGCUGACACCCAUAAGAUGACACUUGAGCAUGUCAAGGCCGCGGGUGUGGAGGCGUCGCAGCGUCCCCCGGGACACGGCCGUGGUCCCGGGGAGGUACUACACCAGCGUCGUCGUCUUCCUUUUAGUUAUACCACUAUGACUAUAGCAGGGCUUGCUAUUUCUGCUAUAAUAGGGUAUACUGUUUUAUACUCUAAGAAGAAGUCUGAGGUUGAUGCUUUGGAUGUCGCUAGGGUAGCCACCAAUACGGCUACGCCUCAAAACACUCAGAAUAUCCCUAGGAAAUAGACUUAAUUGAGGCUGUGUUUUUAUUAUUCAUUUUAGCAUAUUAUUGUAUCAAUUUGGUAACUUAACUAGGCUUUUAUAGUAGCUAAUUUUAGUUCGUUAUCAUUGUCAGUUUGCAAGUGGUUUUAUAAUUUCUAAAGUGACAUUAUUUAGGUUGAAUAAGGAAAUUAUAAUCAGUAUACUUAAGUUACUCCCUUCGUAC
This is a messenger RNA of Spinacia oleracea (spinach), 822 nucleotides long. RefSeq lists its product as uncharacterized. The coding region runs from base 246 to 623 and encodes 125 amino acids. The transcript has a single exon. Lineage: Eukaryota; Viridiplantae; Streptophyta; Magnoliopsida; Caryophyllales; Amaranthaceae. The record is from RefSeq and is a predicted model, not a curated record.